Messenger RNA from Aureobasidium musti, 690 nucleotides. The record is from the annotation of a GenBank genome assembly. Lineage: Eukaryota; Fungi; Ascomycota; Dothideomycetes; Dothideales; Saccotheciaceae.
AUGUCUCCGUCCAUUUUCCCGUCUUAUCUCGUGCCUUCUCUACCAUUUCGACGUCGUAAAUCAAGCACUGAUUCCAACAUCUCCACCUCAAGUACCGCUACAAAUGACAGCACAAGCUCCGACAACUACUUAGAAGGCAACACAUCUCACCUACGGUGUUCGCGCUGUCUAGCCGAUCUAGUAUUGACAAGUCAAAUUGUAUCUAAAGGCUUCACCGGCCGCCAUGGACGCGCAUACCUCGUCUCUGCUUCCGAUAGCUGGAUUCAAGCUGCACCCACGGCAAGCAAGAAAGACACUCUGCCAAAUCUUCCGAAUACCUUCACGCACAAGGCUGUACCUCGGCAGCUUGUCACUGGCGCUCACACUGUCAGCGACAUCAGCUGUGCGCAAUGCGGUAGUGUGCUAGGAUGGAAGUAUGUCGCUGCUGAGGAAGAGUCCCAGCAAUACAAAGUCGGCAAGUUCAUCUUGGAAACCAGAAGGACUUGUCGGAGCAGUGGCUGGGAGGGCCAAGCAGAUGCUGUGGUAGAAGCUGGAGGCGUUGCUGCAAGGAAUCAAUCUCGAGCACUGGAUGAUGUUGAGUUUGACAGCCAGGACGAAGACGAGUGCGAGGAUCUGUUCAUGGGUACAUGGACUCCGCAAACUGCGGCCAGGAGACGCAAANAGAAAUCCUUCUCGAAACAGAGUAGUUGA